GUACCGUUAAAUUAAAUUCCUUACCAAUUUUAAUUAAAAGUUUCAUAGUUCCACAGUAGACGUAGCUGAAUUAUCGUCCCUUUACGUCCCUAUUGUUAGUUAAGAUGGGUGCAGGACAAAUUGGAGGAAUUGCUACAUUGCUGGAUUACGAUUUUAAUAAUGCCGCUGGUUUCGUUGGCAAGCCUGCCACAACUCUUGAUGGACAAUUUGUUGUCUAUUACUUUUCCCAAUCCCUGCUGUUCUGCGCGGGGGCGCUCCUGGAGCCGCAUAUGGUGCUGACGCCCGCCGUGUGCGUCUAUGGAGAGGACUACAUGUUCAAUGUCUACGGUGGCUCGCACAGAUUUCAAAUAGGCAUUGGCACGAAAAGAGAAGUUGAAAACAUUUGUUUACAUAGAUCUUACAACCACUCAGGGCGAUGGGAACACUGUGUGACCGACAACAUAGCACUGCUCGUGCUGAAUAGCCAGUUCGCGAUGCGGCAGUACGAGCCGAACACAGAGUACAUCAUGAACAGGCUGCGCUAUGGUGUCAGCUUGGACACUUUGGUGGAGAAGAAUGCGAAUAUCAAGUGCCGAUACUACGGGUGGGGUAGUCGGAGGAACGGCUUUCUGCUACCUUUGUUAACACAUAUGCGUAUGGUGGAUGUCAGAAUUAUGAACAACUGUGAAGAAAUGUGGAAUACUGGCAGCAGAUUUCUAUGCUUGAGCCAACCAAAUUGCAUAAAUGAGAAGUAUGGAGCAUUGUGUCCGGACGAUUUAGGCUCAGUGGUCGAAUGCGACGGUUACAUCCAGGGCAUGAUGACCUCCGAACUCAUCGACCGGCCCUGCGGCGUGGGAUUUCUGGACAUCUCGAAGUACAUGAAAUUCCUGGAAUGCGCGGUUGACGACUCACGUGACGCCAUUAAACAAAUGGCGCCGGUAUUGUCGGUGCCAGUGGUGGCGCUAAACACUGAACACCCUGAAACAUCGGGUGAAAUAGAGACCACCUUGGUGCCAGAGAAAACUCAAGAACCGGGUGAUGCAAGAAUGGGGAAUUUCUACGAUUAUUAA
Cydia fagiglandana is the source of this 1049-nucleotide messenger RNA. RefSeq lists its product as uncharacterized. Lineage: Eukaryota; Metazoa; Arthropoda; Insecta; Lepidoptera; Tortricidae. Bases 105 to 1049 code for a protein of 314 amino acids. Gene Ontology annotation, biological process: proteolysis. Gene Ontology annotation, molecular function: serine-type endopeptidase activity. The record is from RefSeq and is a predicted model, not a curated record. The transcript has 8 exons.